GAUUCAAAACAUCGGCUUCUUCUAUCCGCUAAACGAUCAAUAGCUGGAAUCAUCGGGCAGAAAUCAAUUGAAAAUUUUGAUCUGUAUAUAUCGAAUUCGAUCAUCCCCAGAUUGUUUGUGAUUGAGAAAAAUGGAGCCUCCAUCUUUUCAAGAAGCUCCGCGCUGUGACGUCUGCAAAUGCAGCUUCAACGCUUUCCGGCGACGGCAUCAUUGCCGAUCCUGUGGGCGGACAUUGUGCCACGAACAUUCAUCAAGCCAAAUGGCUCUACCUCAGUUUGGCCUUUACUCACCGGUUAGAGUUUGCAGUGAUUGUUUUAACGGCUCCUCUCGAUCUGCCAUAGGUGAUGUACAAGCUUCUUCAGAUGGAACUGAUUCUAUAACAGCUUCAGUUUCUACAUUGGAUAUAGGUGGAGAUGCAGAUCCAAAGACUAAACCAACUAUGCAGUCUCAGCCUGCUUCAGCAGUUUUAGAGUGUAAGUGCAGAAUGCCCUUGUGUAUUUGUGAAGCUCCAGCCCCAUCUGUGGAUGCAGCUCCUAUACAGAUCAAAACCACAUCCACUCCGCUCCCCCAGUCUCCAAAAGCAAAGAAAACAGAAACCGUUGUAAAAAGCAAACCUUCUACUUCAAACAGCAAGCAUGGAUCUGUUUUCAAUCUUGGUCAAGCGAACAAUGGAAUUUCUGAGAAAAAGAUAGAUUACGAAGUCAAUGGAGAGGGUAUGAGAGAAGCUAUAAAGAAUGGUGAUAUUGAUGCUGUGAAAAAGCUUCUGAGUGAGGGUGUUAAUUCUAAUUACCACGACAGGCAAGGACUUUCUUUGCUACAUUUAGCAGCAGUCUUCAACCAAACUGAGAUAGUUUUUGCCCUCAUGGACUCUGGAGCAAGCCUGGACUACAAAAAUGCACAGGGUGAAACACCACUGGAUUGUGCUCCUGUUACCUUGCAAUACAAGAUGCGAGAGAAAAUGGAACAAGAUAAAGGAGUGUGAGAACUGUGGCUUGCUUUAUGUCAUCCGAGAGAGUGAUUACAAACAUUUAAGCUACGUGUGCAUGUCGACCAUUUGUUUCAACUGGAGAGUAUUGUUGACAGACUGUCUGUUAUAUGAUAAGCAUUGGCAAAGGAAGCAGGCUAGAGUUUCUUACAUUACAAGGCAACAGGAGCCGAAACUUUACGCCAUCCGAUUGUGAAAGAAACAUCUUGCUAAAACUUCCUCAUCUGAAUCUGGUUGUAAUGGGCAACUUGAAUAUAAGAUGUGAAAGUGAAAAAAAGGGGAUCAGCGUCACCCUAUCCUGGACCUUUAUGCAAAUCUUGAAUAAAUUUUGGUACUGGUGUUUGGUUAAAGCUGAUAGACUAUUCGAGCAUCAUGACCUUUAGUAGUCUAACUUUUGUGACUGUCAGCAAUAAAGCAACAGUCAGAAGUGGGGUGCAUUCUUAUCAUAACUUGCAGAGAGAAGUUGUGGGAAAAUUUGGAAGGGUUGUAGUACCAAGUUCGGUGGGAUAUGACUAGGAUUGGCCUCAUGCUGGUAAUAAAUUCAUGGCAUGUGAGUCAUGCUGUUACUUCCUUUUAGGCAUGAGUCAUGGUCAAGUUACUCAAGUAUGUUAUAUUUGCCAACUUUGGCUUAGCUAUGGAUUUAGAUUAUAGGUAGUGUUGGUGUGCUAGAAUGGCCACUUGGUGUGGUGACUUGUUAAGAACAAAAAAAAAAACAAGGAAAAGAAGAUGCACAAUUUAUG
This is a messenger RNA of Fragaria vesca subsp. vesca, 1725 nucleotides long. RefSeq lists its product as uncharacterized. The transcript has 10 exons. NCBI's taxonomy places the organism in Eukaryota, Viridiplantae, Streptophyta, Magnoliopsida, Rosales, Rosaceae. Gene Ontology annotation, biological process: protein transport to vacuole involved in ubiquitin-dependent protein catabolic process via the multivesicular body sorting pathway; protein targeting to vacuole. Gene Ontology annotation, molecular function: metal ion binding; ubiquitin binding; phosphatidylinositol-3-phosphate binding. Gene Ontology annotation, cellular component: ESCRT-0 complex. Bases 131 to 982 code for a protein of 283 amino acids. The record is from RefSeq and is a predicted model, not a curated record.